Molecule: messenger RNA, 1533 nt
Organism: Solea senegalensis (Senegalese sole)
Lineage: Eukaryota; Metazoa; Chordata; Actinopteri; Pleuronectiformes; Soleidae
Product: leucine-rich repeat-containing protein 3-like
Exons: 1
Coding region: 241-1086 (281 amino acids)
Cellular component (GO): extracellular matrix
Molecular function (GO): protein binding
Source: RefSeq, a predicted model, not a curated record
UAAAGUUGAGUCCAAUACACCUGAUUCAGUAAAUCGAUUCCAUGCUGGUGUUUGUGUACUGGGUCAAAGAGAGUAGUCUGGCUACAACCAGACAAAAAUAAUCUGGGUACAUUUUUUGAUCUCGAGCAAAUCACUGCAUUAGCUGCACACAAGCACCCAAGCACCCAUCCCUGGUAGAAUACUUUGUAAUCUGAACAGAUAAUUUCACCUUUAUACUAACUCACUAAGCUGCAACUUAAAAUGAGCUUCCUAGACUGUGUCAUGUCUCAUCAAAACCUACAGCCUGAGCAUCCACUAAUGGGAGCCUCUCAGGGUUGUAGGUUACCCAUGAAACCUCCCUCCUGUUCUCUGUUCUUUGUGGGAAUAUUGUGGCUCCUGGCGACUAUCGUGACUGCAUACUCUUGCCCUACAACCUGUCACUGCACAGACAGGAAUGGCGUGGUGGUGCAGUGCACCUCGCGCAACUUGGAGAUGAUUCCCCCGGACCUGCCCAAGGACACCGUCGUUCUGCUGCUCUCGUCUAAUCACAUCAGACACGUCACAAAGGAGGCCUUCGCAGACCUACACCACCUGAAGGAGCUGGACUUAUCUCACAACGCCAUCGAGACUGUGGAGGCCGGUGCCUUUCAGGCGAUUUCAGAGGGUCUACGCUCCUUGGAUCUUUCGAACAACCACCUCACUAGCCUCCCUAAGGACGCAUUCGCCAAGCUCCAUGCUCCCGUCCGGCUCUCCCACAACCCCUGGCACUGCGAGUGCUCUUUGCAGGAGGUGCUGAGAGAACUGAGGCUAGACCCAGAGACAGUCAACGAGGUCAGCUGCCACACAUCUGUGCAGGACGAGUACGUGGGACAGACAGUGAUCCAGGUCCUGGACUCUGGCAUCAACUUUUGCAACUUCCACCACAAGACGACAGACGUGGCCAUGUUUGUGGCCAUGUUCUGCUGGUUCUCCAUGGUGACAGCUUAUGUCAUUUACUACGUCAAACACAACCAGGAGGAGGCCAGGAGGCACAUGGAGUACCUGAAGUCACUGCCCAGCACCUCCUACAUCAGCAAGGACUAUGACACAGCCAGCAGUGUGUUCUAGACUGAGUUUGUAAAGAACAAUUCCACAAUACCAAUGAAUACAGACGAACAUGCACCUGUGAAUACAGAUGAUGCACCACCGAAUAUGUUUACAGCAUAUAGGAUACACUGAUUGCUUUACAGCAAGUGAAAAAACCUUGCUCUGUGAAAAAUGCAGCACCAGGACUUUAGGAAGAGGUUUUGAAAAAAGUCAUUACGUACUGGAUAAAAAGUCACAGCACAUUUUGUAAAAUUGUACAUUUUUAGCGAUGUAACUCUAAAUGUAUGACCAUUAUUUUUCACUCUGUUAUGUAUAAAAAAAGCAUCUAUGAGGCAAUUUUACUAAAAGGAAAUAAUUGAAAAACAACGACACUCAUUUGUACAGUACAUUUGAUUCAUGUUGGAAAAAUUAUAGUCUGACACUAAUGUUGAUAUCAUUUGUAUGAUCAACAGUUUGUACUUACUCAGU